Thunnus maccoyii (southern bluefin tuna) is the source of this 1975-nucleotide messenger RNA. RefSeq lists its product as uncharacterized. Gene Ontology annotation, molecular function: DNA binding. The coding region runs from base 414 to 1610 and encodes 398 amino acids. Gene Ontology annotation, biological process: transcription by RNA polymerase III. The record is from RefSeq and is a predicted model, not a curated record. The transcript has 10 exons. Gene Ontology annotation, cellular component: RNA polymerase III complex. Lineage: Eukaryota; Metazoa; Chordata; Actinopteri; Scombriformes; Scombridae.
CCUUAUGUGUACUACCGUUUUAUUAAGAACAACAACAGCAGCACAGCACGGAAGGGAACACGAUCCAUUUAAACUGGCCAAAUAGAACAGGUUGCAAAACGGAACUGUUGGAAUAACGUCACUGGUUGCACAUUUUUAACAUUUAAACUCAGUAUUGUCUGUUUUUUACAACCACCGCCAGGAAACUCCGCUGGGUUACGACCAAGAGGAACUGUCAAAGACGAACCAGUUUUUUUUAAGUAGCCUUCAGGACUGAUACUGUGCAAGAGACCGAAUAUAACUACCGGUAGGACAGAGACGGGUAGAGAUACCGCUGGAGGACUGUAUCUGAUGUAAGAGGAGUCACUCUGACAAGAAGAGCCAAGAAACAAGAAGAAGAGCCACCGGAUGUGUAGAGGACCUAAUGUCACAAAAUGACUGACUCAGGGGAUAGAGAAAGUGCUUCUUGCUCCUCCGGCCUCAGUGGGACCGGGCUGGGUUUCCCCGCGGGCAGAGGGCUUCCCAGCCGGGUCAGAAGCCUGUCCUCCCCCACUCCUCAUGGAAGACUGACAUCCCUUAGAACCAGAGACCUGACACUGGGGGGAACCUUCAAAAAAACAAAGAAAAUCUUUGAGCCAAACGUCCAUGCUGUGAGGAAAAGCAAAGAUGAGUUAAAGGAAGAGAUGCAUGUGGCUCCAAAAAAGGAGAGAAGAGAGAGGGAGGAGAGGAGAAGAGAGAACAGAGGGAGGAGAAGAGAGAAGCCUCAGACCAUCCAGUCUCACUCCAUAUUUGAGCAGGGUCCUGCUGACACUGUACGCAAAACAGGUUGGCGUGGUGCUACAGACCUGUGUGACUCCACCGCUUCUCCUGUCUGUAAACUUGUGAAAAAAGAGAGGAAAGAAUCUGAGGAGGAUGAAGAUGAGAUGCUCAGAGAACUUCAAAGAGAUAAUUUUAUCGAUGACCCAGGUUUGAAGAAUGAUGCCAAGCUGAAACCCAUCCAGCUGCCUCUGUCUCAGUCCAGCAGCUUCAUGAAGAGUCAAACACUGACAUGUACAGAGAACCCUCCUCUGUUCAGACCUCCAUCCUGGGGAGCUCAGGGUAGAGCAGGUCACAGCAGUACACAGCUGCCCAAAGAAGGACAGCCAUCCCUGGUAGAACUGCUGCAGGAUCUCAGCCUGUCUGGCAGAGAGGAGCUCUUUUUCAUGCAGUUACCUGACUGUAUGCCGGCCAGAGCAUCUGCACAAAAGGCCAACCCUGCUCUCAGAUCUACAGCAGAGAAACCUGCCAAGAAGGACAACAAGUCUGAAGACAAGAGGCCUGUGCAUCUGCAAGCACAAGAGGCUGUGGUGAAGGAGGGCUGUCCUGUACUGUCAGAAUUCUCAGAUGGACUUCUUGGUAAACUCCAGAUCAGAAAAUCAGGAAAGGUGGAGCUGAAGUUGGGUGAUAUUGUCAUGGACGUCUCUGAGGGAGCUGCAUUCUCCUUCCUUCAGCAACUGGUGUCUGUGCAUCUGUCUGAUAGUCGGACUGGAGACAUGAUGGUGUUAGGAAACGUCCAACACAAACUGGUCUUAUCUCCUGACUUCCAGGCUUUACUGCAACAAGCUGCAACACAGCAGCAACAAGGCCCCUGAUAAUCUCUCAUCUACUGCACAGAAACCCAACAGAGGGGAAAGUUACAAACUGUAACGCAAGUAAAUUUUGUUACUGCACAGAGAAUCACUGUGGGGGAAAUGUGCUCAAACUCUAUAUAGUCUAAUGUCUAUUCUUCAAACUUCUGGUUGGAGGUUUAUAAGGCAGCUAGGUAGGUUACCUUCAGUAAGCUACUGUUAUUGUUUUGUGCUGUGAAGUCAUUUAAAUGCUGUUAACAUUUGAAAUUCAAAUGAUAGAAAAACAGUCUUGUAAAAUUUGAAAGAUUUUGUUUUUGUCUCUGUGUGAAGCAGUGAGGACGCUGACAGAGGGUAUGUGUUUUUGUAAAGAAACAAAUUGUGAUGUGGUA